Homalodisca vitripennis (glassy-winged sharpshooter) is the source of this 5042-nucleotide messenger RNA. RefSeq lists its product as uncharacterized. The transcript has a single exon. The record is from RefSeq and is a predicted model, not a curated record. The coding region runs from base 148 to 1218 and encodes 356 amino acids. Lineage: Eukaryota; Metazoa; Arthropoda; Insecta; Hemiptera; Cicadellidae.
GUCUGGCCUGAUGUUGCCGAGCGGUGGGGAGGACAGGGAGGGGAAUGUAGGAUAGCCCCGAGUGAGAGAGAUAGAGAAUUGGAAUUCUCACUUCGCUAGUGCAAGUGUUACUGUGUGUUGUUCGUUGUGUGUAAAAUUGUUAUUCCUAUGGUAGUGUCUGAUAAUAGUGCGAUGGCGCAUGGGAUUAAGCAAGAGUGGGAAGAAGGGACAGUGCCACCGACAGAAAAACACAUCAAAUUAGAUGAGAAGAAAGGAGGAAAACCCGACAGCAAAGGUAUGAGCUCGAGACGGAUUUUCUCACCUCAGUUCAAAUUGCUAGUGUUAAAUUCGUAUCGAACUGAUUCAGACUGUAAAGGUAAUCAAAGAGCUACAGCGAGAAAAUACGGAAUUCACAGAAGGCAAAUCCAAAAAUGGUUACAAAUGGAAUCAAACUUAAGAUUAACCGUACAAGCUGUAUCAGAAAAUAGAGUUAACAAAAGCGAGGACGAAGUGGCCUUGAACCUUAGCUCAGCCAGACAGCGCGACGACAGUGCCCGUGCUGAGAUUGGUGUGGCGGGUUGCCUGCAAGCGCCUUCCUCUCCCAGCCCCAGCCCACAACCAGACCAAUCCUCAGCUUCAGACACAGAAGAGAUCAACGUCGACGGCGAUUCUGGUUCCGAAGAUGAAGUUAGUAGUAUUGACUCUUAUGACAGAAGUGACCAAGCUCUGGAUUUUACCUGUGCAGCAUUAAGUAAACGCAGAUUUUAUUCUACAAGUUUUAAGCUUCAGGUACUUGAUGCAUUUUACUAUGACAAAACCUGUCAUGGGAAUCAAAGAGCUAUUGCAAGAAAAUUUGGAAUUCAUAGGAGACAAGUGCAAAAGUGGCUGAAACUAGAAAACAGCUUACGCAGUGAAAUCGGUGAGGACUGCUUGGAUUUAACGUGCAAAAAACGCAAAGCUGAAGAAGACUACUCCGACUUCAAAUCAAAGAGGAUUUCCCCUGGCUGCUGCACCACCUUGUGUUGUGAUGAACGGAUUGAAGUCACAAGCUCCUGUCAAGAGACGGCCCUAUGUCUUGUCAAACCGCGGACUCCACAAGAGGUAUCUAGUACGAUGGACUUGUAUACUUAUCAAACAUCUCCCCCUUUAUGUUACUUGAGCCCCACUGAACUACCUACUUAUGAUCCACACUAUUUUACCAUGUUGGAGUACCCCUUUUUAUCCUUCUUACCCCAUUGAACAUGUUCCUAAAUGGUUUAGUCAUGACUACAGUGAUAGUCCCAUAAAAGUUUAUGGAAUGUACAGGUGAAAAUUAAAAAUCUUGUUUAUUAUUAUAAUUUUACUGAUGUGCCUAUUAAAAGUUACUUCAAUCUGUACAAUAUCCUAGUAGUUUUCUGUACUGUCUUCUUAUUGAAAAUACGUUCAGUUUGAUUUUCAAAAUGGUCUACGUUUUCAUUUUUUGAUUUGAUUAAAAAAAUAUGGUGGAAAUACAAUUGAAAUAUUAGAGUUCACAAAUACAUUUAUAAGACACAAUUUUAAUUAUUUAUUUUAUACGGGUUAGUUACAAAAUAAAUUGUCACAAAAUUUUCAACACUUACCAUUUUUUCAUUCAGAUCAUUUAAUUUUGGUUAGUAAGCCUAUUAUUUGUACUAUUAUGUUUACCAGAUAUAUAUGUCUAGAUUUAUGACAGGUUAGCAAUUGACAACUGGUAUUUUUUGAGUGUGUAGUCUAUUUUCAGGUAAUGUCUGUAAUAUCUAUAGAUUCAUUAUUUUCUUCCGAGGACUGAAGGUUAUUCAUGAUUUUUUCUGCUAAACCAUAGACUCUACAUUCAUACAUACUUACUUCUUAAAAUUAAUUACUUGAAAUUAAUAAAUGACAGUUUUCAAUUAUAGUCGGCAGCUUCUAGGAAGUGGUGGACAAGCUUUAAUUUGGCUCUACUAUCGGUAUUGUUAGUCUGAUUUCAGUUCUUGCUACUGCCAAGUACUACUAUACUGAAUAUUUACACAAUAAUUAAAUUCAAUUAGUAAUAACAAUAAUAGUUAUUGUGUAUGUAAUUAUCAGUUAUUUACCAGUAGUUUUGAACAAAAGCUAACUUUGAAAACACAUUUUGGAAAUGGCUAGUCAUGUUUGGAAUGUCAUUUCAAAAAACCUCGUUUAAUUAUUUAUAAAAUUUGAUGAAUAGAUAAAUAAAUAUAUAUAUAUAUUUUUUUUUUCAAAACAAAAUAUUGUGCCUUAAAAAGAAGAUAAAAUUCUGUUUAGUUUAACUUUUUUAGUUUUGAAUAUAUAAAUAAACAUGAUUUUUACAUAUUAAUCACCUAAAAACUGCCAGUCCGCUGAAGAAAAUGGUCAUAGAUGCAACAGAUAUAUUAAACUUUUCAUUAAUCUCUCCACCCCAAUUUGUUCCUUUUAUACUGUAAUUACUUAAUCUUCCUUUUAUUAGUGUUCAUAUGUUAAUAGAUACUGUCUGGUAGUCCUGUUUUUAAAAGAAAAACAUAAUUUUAAAAAUAAUAGUUCAAAUUUAAAUAUGCAAAUGUUUUUUCUGUUGGCUUGUGUAAUGUUUUGAGAUGUCCUUCAUUAAAUUAAUAGUUCAGAAUUUGUAUUCAUAUAUAGUGAUAAUUAAAUUGCCUAUUUUACGUGCAAUUAAAUUUCAACACCUUAGGCUACUUAAAUCUGUAUUACCAUACAAAUUAGUGUAAAACAUAUAUUUAUGAGUAACUUAUAAUAAGGCCUAAAAGGGCAAGUUGCAAACUAAACAAUUUUGAUGUUUAGACUAAUAGGAUCAAGAAAGAACACUGUAUAUAUAAUAUACAUAUAUUUUGUUUUAUCUUAAUUUUGGACAUAUUAUAAAGAACGACUUAAAAUUCAAGAAUAAUGUAAACCAGAUAAAUUAAUUAGUUUUUUGCCUUCAUUUAUAUUGAAAACAGGGUUUCUCACUUGAAAUACUGCUUCUUAUCGAACACAGAUCACACUAUACACUAAAAUAUUAUUUAAAUAAACGGUUUAAGUAACAGGGUUUUAAGACCAAUGGUAAUUUUGAUUGAGGUCAUUGAAUGUUAACUCAUAGAGCCAUGAGGUUUGGGGAUUUAAAAAAAAAAUAACACAAAAUUAUCAAUUUUGGCUGAUGAGUUUAUUUUUCUUCUUCUCUACUCUACUGCAUCUAUUUAAAACUUCUCGUAUGUAAUACAGUGUAACAAACAGGUGAUUUUUAAGUGAGGUUGAAUAAGUGAAGAAGUUGUAAAAAUAGUUUGCAUUGUAGAAUCAUCCAUAUAUAUGUUAACCAUUAGUGUAGUUAAACACGUAAAAGGUGUAUCAUAUAUUAUAUUUUAAUGUGGAAGAAAAAUUUUUACAACUAAUCACUUUCAGAUUUAUUCAUAGACUAUAGAUUUAAUUUACUGAUACAACAUUAAUUUGAACGCAUAAUUGAACACUAAAAUGGUUAAAUUAUUCGUAUAGAAUAUAUUCUUAUUUUUAAUUGGGAAUAACAAGUAGUAUAGAAGAAAAUCUUCAUUAUUUUACUUAUUUUUUAUAUUUGGUAAAAUUAAAAAGAUUUAAAUGGCAAAAAUUAUUAAACCUUGUAGGCCUACAUUAAUACAUACUACUCGAUUUUUAUAUUUUGUUUAUAAAUAGCUUUUUGCCUUAGUUAAAUUUAUUCUCAAGGUUGUCAAUAAAAUAUUAUUAUAUUUAAAAUUAAUAGGCUACAAAUAUAUAAAUUUGUCCUUUAAGCUAAAACCUUGUCUACCAGGUAAUUAAUUAAACAUUUUUGUUAAACAAAUUGAAGUAUCAGUAUAUAGUGUUCUUUCUUCUGAGAGUGUGUAAUGUUUUAUAUUAGAUUUGUAUGUUAUGAAAGUGCCUUAAAUGAACUAGUGCUCAAUGCAGGUGCCAAUGUAGUAUUCUUAGUGACUUGAAUCCAGUGUCUUCAAAGAUCAAGUAUAGCAAAGAUAGCAAAGUGAUAGCAAAGAUUCACCAGAAGAUCUAGUUGGCCUAAGAUUAAGUUGUAGACUCAAUCGUUUUUACCUAAGUAAAAUAAUGUUAGACUUAAUGUAUUAAUGUCAAACAUUAAAUUAAUGUUCAAAUUGUCUGAUUUUGUGGUUUCUCUUUAUUGUGUAUAUUUAAUCAGUCCAUUUAAUGUGUAUAAUUUACAAUAUUAUCAAGGCUAGAACUCAAACUACACAUGCAUUGAAAGAUGUAACUAUCACAAAUAAUAUUUAUGUGAUGUGUUUUAUAUGUUAAUACAUUAAAAUAAAAGUUAAUAUAGUACCCUAUAAUAUAUUUGUGGUAACCAAAAGUUUUUCAAUUUAAAUGCAGCUAAUCAGAUGUUCUAUUACAAGACACUAUAGUGGAAUCAUUUGUCAUACAAGUGUUAUUAUUUAUUUGAAUAUCAUUCAAUGAAAAAUUUAAUUGAAUUGAAGGAAGUAUUUUUUUUGAACAAUUAAUAACAAAACAGUUUUAAAGUUUUCAAUGAAAAUAGUUUAUGCACUAGUUUGUAAUUGUGGGGUUUGAACAACACUGAAUUUGUUGUUUUUACCUACUUAUGUAAAUAAGUUUUAUUAACAAUUAAAUAAGUAGGUUUUAAAUAUUGUAAAAAGACAAAGGAUUCAGUGUUUUCAAAUUCUACAAGUUUCUUGGAAAAUAUUUAUAACACAUUUAGGAUUAAAACAUGUUACAAACUCUCAUUGAAAUUCGUUUGUGAUAUAAUAGCUUAUGUUGUAGCUAUUUAUUCUUUUUAAAUGUGUUCUCUAGUUUAAAUGACUUCCACAUUUUUACAUUUAAGAUAUCAGAAAAGUGUAUCAAAAUCAUGAUAUUCACUAUAUUGUUGAAAAUGAGAGCGAUAAUCAUGGCAGUUUGUUAUAUUUUAUUCAAAUAACUCUAUUGAGGAAAUUUUGAUGUUAUGUAUUGUAAAUUAAGAUUUUAUUUUUCUAACAAUUGUUAAUAUUGUACAGGUAAAUCCCUGCUGUUCAGUAGUGCUAAGUAAUAAUGUUUAGACAGGGUAUAUUUAAAAAAUGUUAAGUUUAUAAAAUGUACAAUAUUGCGCUUUAUCUAACUUAAUAUAUAUUUUAUACAUA